Aspergillus nidulans FGSC A4 is the source of this 1293-nucleotide messenger RNA. RefSeq names its product SGNH/GDSL hydrolase family protein. Gene Ontology annotation, molecular function: hydrolase activity, acting on ester bonds. The record is from RefSeq and is a predicted model, not a curated record. The coding region runs from base 1 to 1026 and encodes 341 amino acids. The transcript is spliced from 2 exons. NCBI's taxonomy places the organism in Eukaryota, Fungi, Ascomycota, Eurotiomycetes, Eurotiales, Aspergillaceae.
AUGAAGUCCACUCUUGGCUCCCUAGUGCUUGCGCUGGUCACCGCAGCGUCCAGUGCACCGACAACGCUGCACCACCAAGGCCUCCUUCGCAGGUUCUCCUCGCUUGUCGUCUUCGGCGAUAGCUACACCGACAACGGGGUCUACUCCUACAUCCCGCCUGUCGCGCCGCAGUCCAACGAGACUAGCACCGGCGGCCGCGUCUGGCCCAGCUAUGUGCAGCAAUAUAGCGGCGUUAACCUAUACGACUAUGCGGUCUCGGGGGCCGUCUGUGACUCCGUGAUUGCCAACACCGAGCGCAGCGGGAUUAAGCAGGACCAGAUGUCCAGCUUUCUUACGGAUAACAGCUACAGAGAUAAUCGCACCGGGUCUCGCGCGCUGAUCAAUCCCUCCGACGAGACCGUCUACGCAAUUUGGAUCGGAACCAAUGAUCUAGGAUACGGCGGGUUCCUGACCGAAGUACAGCCGGACGGGAUGCCGCUGACGUAUUUUACGGACUGCGUGUAUGAGCAGCUCGACCGGUUACAUGCCGUCGGCGCACGCGCGUUCGUGCUGAUGAAUAUCGCGCCCUUGGAUCUCUGUCCAGAGUAUGCGCGGCCUGAGAACGGCGGAGACGAGACCGGACAGUUCUGGUCGAACAAGGCCGGGUAUGAUACGAACGUCACCCGGUCAAGUGAGAAGAUGAGGCAGUACUUCACUAUGGUGAACGAGGUCUUUGAGUACCGGACGCCGUUUGAGCUGCUUUUGGCGAACAGGUAUCCGGGAAGCCGGUUCGCGGUUUACGACGUGCAUGCCUUGAUGACUGAUAUCUGGGAGAACCCAGGAAAUUACCUCAACGGGACUGUGCCAUAUAAUGUCACGAGCUCGGUCUACCAGUGCGGCGAUGCGUGUUCGGCCAGCGAGGUCCGCGACAGCUAUAUGUGGUAUGACGAGCUGCAUCCAUCGGAGCAGACGGAUCGCAUUGUUGCGCGGGAGUUUGUGAACGUUGUCCGAGGGGAGACCAAGUGGGCUAGGUUCUGGAGGAGCUAGAACGAUCACAUAUAGCUUACUCGUCUAAUAUGGCUCGACGCAACAUCUUCUAUCUUGCCUUAGAGCACGACGGACUGUAGGUCAGAGAACGGAGUGGGCAAGACGCACGGAGUUAGGGUUGCAGUAUGAUCAGAAGCCCUUACGAUGUGGACAGGAAAUGACCCAAGACAUUUCCAGAGCACGCGGAUAGAGUGAAAGAUUUAAUGUAUACCAAAUUACAAGAGCUAUUUUUGCCGACGAAACGGAUAAAUGGACCGUACUGGCGGC